Gilbertella persicaria is the source of this 651-nucleotide messenger RNA. RefSeq lists its product as uncharacterized. The record is from RefSeq and is a predicted model, not a curated record. The transcript has a single exon. Bases 1 to 651 code for a protein of 216 amino acids. NCBI's taxonomy places the organism in Eukaryota, Fungi, Mucoromycota, Mucoromycetes, Mucorales, Choanephoraceae.
AUGAAGAAGCAUGGUAGCUACAAAAAGAAAACAAGCGCGUCUUCAGCAUCUUCUGUAACAAACACUCCUAUACCUCAUAAAAAACCUUUUAUUGCUACACAAGACACUACUCUGUUUAAAGGAUAUGACCUUCCUUUGUUGAGAGGCCAAGGACAAGAUAGUGUUUUUAUUGAAACAACACACAUUCAAGAUAGAGAUAAACUUAAAGAGUACUUAAACUCUUUCAAUACAGAGGAAAAUAUUGUUUAUUGCGGAAGACAACCUGAGGAAAGGACACAUGAGUCAAGAACGUUCUUGGAGACAUCGUGGGAUACUCAGAGCAAUACUUAUCAACAAUUAAUUACGAAUGGACUCAGAAUGGACACGAAAACACUUUUGAAAGGAUACAAAAGCUUGCCUACCAAUCUUCAUAUUGUACGUAUCAGAAUAGAGCAACUACCUUUGAUACAUCCCAAGCUACUGUUAGAGCAACUUAAACAACGCUUGGCUUCUUUUGGUGAAGUACUUCAGCUGGGUCUUUUGAAGGAAGGUCAAUGUUUCGUUGGUAAAGGAUAUGCCUAUCUUAAUUUAGACAUAGAUCCUGAGCCUGAUGAAGCUUUGAGACCUAUUGUUAACUGGAUUGGUGACAGAAGAAGAAUUGUCUUAACCUGA